Messenger RNA from Paramecium octaurelia, 1530 nucleotides. NCBI's taxonomy places the organism in Eukaryota, Ciliophora, Oligohymenophorea, Peniculida, Parameciidae. The record is from the annotation of a GenBank genome assembly.
AAAAUAUAAAAAAUAAAUGCAAUCAUCUGAUAACCUCCAUGUUGAUGAUUUCCAUCAAAACUUUCUCAUCUUUUAUGCCAAAGCCAAAGACAUUACCAAUGUUAGAUUUAAUUAUAUGAGAGAAUUGUACAACCUUGGAGUGGAUUCUUUCCCUGACAAUCAAGAAGUCUGCACUAUUCAACAAAAUAACAAGUUGAAUUUGCAAUCUUAAUAAAACAAGCUGAAAAAGAACUGGACAGAUGAUGACAAAAAGGUGCUCAUAUGGUUGGUGGGCAAAUGGACUGCUGUCAAUAAAAGAGACAUCAAAUCUAUAGUAUAUCAAUACAACUCUAUUUGAAGAGCGAUGCUGACUGGAAUUCCAUUGCCAGUAUGAUGCCAAGAAGAGACGCCUUCAAAUGCAAAUAGAAGUGGCUUCAAAUGCUUAAACUGCCUUUGCAACAAGCUCCAUGGACCCUUCCUGAAGAUGAACUUCUCAGAUCCAUAAUAUAUGACUAUCAAAAUUAGAACAAAGGAAACAAAUGGAGCCAGAUUGCCACCACUCUAAACAAAAUUAGCUAAUCAAAUGUACACAGAAAUGGUAAAUAGUGCAGAGAACGAUGGAACAAUCAUCUCAAUCCCUUCAUCAAUCGGUAUUAAUCUCAUGUAAAUAUUACCUACAAGAAAUCCUUGGCAAUUGAAUGAAGAUUUGAAUUUGUUAGAAUUAUCCAUCUAGAAUGGGAAGAAGUGGGCCUUGAUUUCAAAAAAACUAAAAAUACCAAGAAGUGAGAAUAGUGUCAAAAAUAGAUUCAAUUGUCUCUUAAGGAAGGAACGAAGUCAAAAAACAGGGUAGGCUAUAUUAAUUAUAGAAGGAAAAAAGAUGAAGAAGAAAGCGAAUCAGAAGAAUCUAAGAAUUCGAAUUUUCCAUCCGCAGAAGAGUUGAAUCACGAUGAAAUCAAACUCAUACACACCAUCAUCAAAAAAAUAGAGUGGAGAAUCCAACAAAGUGAUAACCUCCGAGAAAAUGAACAGAAAGACAUGGUCAAAGAAGAACACCAAGAUAUUGUUAAAAAAGUUAAAGUCGAAUCUAAUUUACCUCCAAAAAGGGAAUUACGAUAAUCACAACCAAUCCCUAAAAAUUAGGAUAAAAUCAACUUAGAAAUAAAAGACUGUCAACUCUCAGAAAUUGAGAUCAGCACACUUCAACCCUGUUUAAUUAAUAAAGAGAAAAAUUAAAUAUUUUUUGUUUCCCCUGAACAACUCCAUCUUUAUCUAAAUAAAUCAGAUAUUAGUUAAUAAAGCACCUUUCAAGAAAACAACCUAUCCAAUCAAAAUAGUUUAGGUUCCUAUUUUUAUGAUCCUAAACUAUACCGAUCUUAUGUCAUGAUGCAAUCAAAUGAAUAUCCUCAAAUUUAGAGUGGAGUUUACCAGUAAAGAUCUAUUCUUAAUCCUAAUGUGAUGGGAACCUUCCCCAGUAUUAAUAACUAUCCCUUUUCUAUGACCAUGUCAGCAUAUCCAUCUCAAGCAAACUUGAUGACCCAAUUAUAAAGAUGA